CCCUCCAAUUUCUUCUCUUCUUCUUGUCUCUUCUUGUUUUUUUCUCUCUCUUCCUCCGCAGCUAAGCUUCAGCUUGGAGGGUCCAUGGUCCACUUUCUGGAUCUCACCGUCACCGCCACCGUCACACCUUCUCAAUGCUUCUUCAACCUCUCCUCUUCCCCGUGACUCACUGGCGCGGGAAAAUACCUCUUCCUCCCCAACCUUCUCGUUUCGAUCUCGAUUCUGCCUGAGAUUCUUCUCUCUCUGUUCCCGAGUUUUAGGGUUUUGACGAAGACCGGGUAGCACGCGCGCUCACGACGUCGUUUCGUUUGAACGCGAGGCAUGAUGCCGGGACACCGCUCGAAGUCGGAGAAGCAUGACGGCGGCGAGAAGCAGCUCCGACGGGACCCCUACGAGGUCCUUGGGGUCUCGCGCAACUCUACGGAUCAGGAAAUCAAAACCGCGUACCGAAAAAUGGCGCUCAAAUAUCAUCCGGACAAGAAUGCAAAUGAUCCUAAAGCAGCUGAUAUGUUUAAAGAGGUUACCUUUUCUUAUAAUAUCCUCUCAGAUCCUGACAAACGGCGUCAAUAUGACUCGGCUGGCUUUGAGGCUGUUGAAUCAGACAACCAAGAGUUGGAGUUAGAUCUUUCAAGUUUGGGGGCUGUCAAUACAAUGUUUGCAGCGCUUUUUAGUAAACUUGGUGUGCCAAUUAAGACAACUGUAUCUGCAUCUGUUUUGGAAGAGGCACUCAAUGGUUUAGUGACCAUUCGUCCGCUUCCAUUAGGUCAUUAUGUAUCUAAAAGGGUUGAGAAGCAAUGUGCACACUUCUAUUCAGUUACAAUAACAGAAGAGGAAGCACGAGCUGGAUUUGUUUGUCGAGUACAUUCAUCAGACAAAAGCAAGUUCAAGUUACUAUAUUUUGAUCAGGAAGACAAUGGUGGUUUAAGUCUUGCACUCCAGGAAGACAGUGCAAAAACAGGGAAGGUUACCUCUGCUGGGAUGUUCUUUCUUGGGUUUCCUGUUUAUAGAUUGGACCAAACAAUGAACUCUAUAGCUGCUGCUAAGGAUCCAGAUACAUCGUUUUUCAGAAAGCUGGAUGGGUUUCAGCCUUGUGAAUUAAAUGAAUUGAAGGCUGGUACCCAUGUAUUUGCUGUUUAUGGUGACAACUUUUUCAAAAGUGCAAAUUAUACAAUAGAAGCCCUAUGUGCUGCACCUUUUAGUGAAGAAAAAGAAAAUUUAAGAAGUAUAGAAGCUCAAAUCUUGUCUAAAAGGGCCGAAAUAUCAAAGUUUGAGGCAGAAUAUCGAGAGGUUCUGGCUCAAUUCUCAGAGAUGACAAGUAGAUAUGCACAUGAAAUUCAAUCAAUUGACGAACUACUGAAGCAUAGGAAUGAAAUACAUGCAUCAUACACUAUUACUCCCUUUAAACGGAGUACAAGUAAGAGCAGAAGUAAAAGUUCUUCCAAGGAAAACAAAGAAGAUGGCCAAACAAGAGAGAAGAGGAAUACAAGAGAUCGGCCAAAGAAGAAGAAAUGGUAUAACAUCCACUUAAGAGUCGAUAAGAGAAAGGCUUGCUAAGGUGAGAAUUGGAAAAUUAAGAAUUCCACUGUAAAACUAUAAUCAGUUGAUCUGGAUCCUUUUGAUUGUUUAGUCGUACAAGUUAAAGAAGAAGCCCUUGACAAAGCAAUAUAAAAUAUUGUUGGAAGGUUUUCAGUCUAUCACUCAAGCUUGUCAGGGAUGACAACAACUCAUUGUUUAUGUAUAAAUCCAUUUCCCCUUUCCUUUUAUUUCUCUCCAUGUAGCUCAUCUUAAGAAUUCGUACUUGUAAAUUGUUUGAUUUAUUGAUGAAGAAUGAUUAACUCUCUGCGGCUUGUAAUUUUGUUUACAAGUAAUGGCAAAUCAUUGGAGAAUAGGGUCAUGUAUUUUCUUGCUUAA
Messenger RNA from Vigna umbellata (rice bean), 1911 nucleotides. It is a transcript of the gene ARL1, whose product is annotated as ARG1-like 1. Lineage: Eukaryota; Viridiplantae; Streptophyta; Magnoliopsida; Fabales; Fabaceae. The record is from RefSeq and is a predicted model, not a curated record.